Molecule: messenger RNA, 6240 nt
Organism: Pseudomyrmex gracilis
Lineage: Eukaryota; Metazoa; Arthropoda; Insecta; Hymenoptera; Formicidae
Gene: dop
Product: microtubule-associated serine/threonine-protein kinase 3
Exons: 22
Coding region: 137-5230 (1697 amino acids)
Biological process (GO): peptidyl-serine phosphorylation; intracellular signal transduction
Molecular function (GO): ATP binding; magnesium ion binding; protein serine/threonine kinase activity
Source: RefSeq, a predicted model, not a curated record
AGAAGAUUGCGCGCGGGUGAUUUUGCAUGUGGGUGUUUUUUUUUUGCAUCCGUUUGACUUCCGUUUUUUCGCUCAAAAACCUCUAUCGAAAGCUAUCUUGUUUGCUGAACGCAAGACUGGUGGAUAAACAGUAAACAUGGAUCAAACAAGAAACAGGCCAAGCAGAUCACGAUUGAGAUCGCAUGGUAAUUCUGCCAGGAUACUGGUAUUCGAAAAUGAAACAGAAGAAACAGCGUGCAACGUGGAAGCAGAAAUACACAAGCGUCCGAUACCACCAAAAGUGGAAAGCAAGGAAGCUCCUGUUCGACCUGUUAGCGGAGAGUUGUCAAAUUUAGUUCGCAUGAGAAAUUCAACAAUUGGAAAGUCAGCACCUUCUCUGUCGGUUCAUGUGCGUGAUUUUAACAUUCCUCGUCGUGCUGCUAAAGCGGCUCAUCGCAAGUCUUUCAUUGCGACCACAUCGCCUACUUUACCGCGUUGUCACUCACCUUUAUCAGCAUUCGUCCCGAUUGUAGGCAGUCCUCUAGAGAGUCCUAGGAUGUCAUCCAGUCCACACUUUGCUUUUGCUCCAAUUAAAAGGAUUGGCGGAGGUGCUACAGGAACUGGCGAUGGCAGAAGAUGGUCAGUUGCUAGUUUGCCAUCCAGCGGUUAUGGAACAACACCUGGCUCCAGCAAUGUUUCGUCACAAUAUUCGAGCCAAGAACGUCUGCAUCAACUGCCAAAUAUUCCCACCAAGGAUGAACUGCGUAUGUUAUCUUGUCAUUUUUCUAAACCUGGGACACCGUGUUCGUCGCAUCCGGGUUUCCCAGGUUCUAGCGUAUCUAGUAUUCCGGGCAGCGUGUCUCUUAGCCUUGAGGAAGAGGGCCGUAGAUCGCCGUUACAUCGUCCACGUUCUCGAAGUUUAAGUAGUCCAAGUCGAUCGCCUGUUCUGGACAGUGAAAUUGUUAUGAUGAACACUUUAUACAAGGAAAGGUUUCCGAAGGCAACACAACAAAUGGAAGAGCGGCUAACCAAUUUUAUCAACGAAAAUAAAGAGUUAGAUGAAUACGAGGUAGUGGCUAACAUGGCGCAAGAUUCAUUGCCAAUUUUACGCUUUGUACAUCACCAAGUAAUCGAAAUGGCUAGAGACUGCUUACAAAAAUCUCAGGAAAAAUUAAUUACAACGAGAUAUUUUUUUGAGAUGAGCGAAAAUCUGGAACGUCUGUUAAUGGAGACAAAAGAAAAAUCUUUAGAGGCUGCAACAAGACUAACAGGAUUGAUAAAAAAGCUCUUAUUGGUUAUAUCACGUCCAGCUCGUCUGUUAGAAUGCUUAGAAUUCGAUCCUGAGGAGUUUUACCAUUUGCUCGAGCAAGCGGAAGGUCAAGCUAAAGUUAACGCGGGAAUAAAAACAGACAUUCCGCAAUAUAUUAUUACAAAACUUUCCUUAAACAGAGAUCCUAUAUCUGAGUUGCAGGAAGAUUUAAAUAAAUUGGAAGAUUCGGCGAGCUCUAGCGACAGCAAUUUACAAGUGACAUCGAGUCCAAACAAAGAUGACGGCAAAUGUCAGCGUGUUCCAUGCGAAAGCGAUUACGAAGUACUAAAGCUUAUUAGCAACGGUGCAUACGGUGCGGUAUAUUUAGUGAAAGAGAAAACCACUCGACAGAGAUUUGCCAUGAAAAAAAUUAAUAAGAAUAACUUAAUGCUGCGGAAUCAAGUGGAGCAAGUGUUCGCCGAAAGAGACAUAAUGAGUUUUACCGAUAAUCCAUUUGUUGUCUCUAUGUACUGUAGUUUUGAAACCAAAAAACACUUAUGUUUAGUUAUGGAAUAUGUGGAGGGCGGCGAUUGCGCGAAUCUUUUGAAAAACAUAGGCCCAUUGCCGCCAGACAUGGCGAAAUUUUAUUUUGCAGAAACUGUCUUGGCUGUUGAAUAUUUACACAGUUAUGGCAUUGUACAUCGGGAUUUAAAGCCUGACAAUUUACUCAUCACUGCCUUGGGUCACAUUAAGCUUACUGACUUCGGCCUCAGUAAAAUGGGUCUAAUGUCCUUGGCAACAAAUCUCUACGAGGGUUACAUCGAUCGAGAUACACGACAGUUUUCGGAUAAGCAAGUGUUCGGCACACCGGAAUAUAUUGCUCCGGAAGUCAUAUUGCGUCAGGGAUAUGGUAAACCGGUUGACUGGUGGUCUAUGGGUAUUAUCCUGUAUGAAUUUCUAAUAGGCUGUGUUCCAUUUUUUGGCGAGACGCCCGAGGAAUUAUUUGCUCACACAGUGAAUGAUGACAUUGAAUGGCCGGAUGAGGACGAUUGGCCUGUUCAACCCGAGGCAAAGGAUAUUAUAACCGCUCUUUUACAUCAAAGUCCCAGAGAUCGAUUGGGGACCGGUGGUUCGCACGAGGUUAAGGAACAUCCAUAUUUUUAUGGAGUAAACUGGAAUAGUUUACUCAGAGAAAAAGCUGAGUUUGUGCCACAACUAGUUAACGAUGAGGAUACAAGUUAUUUUGAUUCUCGCAUGGAUAGAUAUAAUCACGACUUGGGCGACGACACCGACGAUACCGAUGAUUCUCCCUUGUUCGGAUCGUUCUCUUCUUACUCGCCACAAUCGCGUAAAAUUUCGCAAACGCGACCGCCUCAGUUCAAUCCUGACACGGAGUUGGAUGUUACCAAGAAACUACUGUUUCGCACCGAGCUUGAAGGCUCGGUUGCGCAAUUGUCCCUUGGGUCGAACGCAAUGUCGGUCACACCGCCAUCCAAAUUAGCCGAGCCUCAAUCAACAUUAUCCUCAGAAAAACACAACAGACCACCUUUCUCGUUGAUAAAGAGCAGUUCCUGCGUUGAGAAUCAAACCAGAAUUGACAAAUCAAAUGUUACAUCGUCAUCCAUUGCGAUCCCCGUUGCGAAUACCGCGAUUUCGUCGAACAACGAGUUCCAGCUGACGGUUAAAAACAUUCCGGCGGAAGGAGCAUCGAUUAAUCUGAGUACACCCGAGUCCUCGCAAACCGAAUCCGAAGAUAUCAGUCCUCAGAUCCAGAGGAAGCGACAUUCUCGCGAUAAGCUGCCCAGGUUCAGUAUAUCCAUUGAUGAUGAACACAUAUUGGAUCUUGCAGCGGCGAAUAAAGACAUGAUGGAAGAAAGCAAACACAAUUCCAGCACUGACUCUUUCGAGUCCUUCAGCGCCGUGUCUGUGUUACCGUCUUCGCGACAGAAAUCUCGAUCCGUCAUCAAAUCCGCCUCAACUAGCGGUCUGUCGUUGGUGAUUCCGACCAGCGACUUUGCGUACGACGCACCAUUAAACGCUCAACCUAUCGAAUCUCCCGGUGGAUCAUCGACCGCAUCUUCGAGAGAUACUUCGCCUUGUCGCGAGCUGAGUCCUCUCGUGACUAGUUUGAAACCGCCCAUCAUCAUUCGUCGAGGACCAUCCGGCUUUGGGUUUGCCGUACACACUAUUAGGGUUUAUUAUGGCGAUAGCGAUUUCUACACCAUGCAUCAUCUAGUAAUGGAGGUAGAACAAUCCAGUCCGGCAUUCGAAGCUGGGCUGAGACCGGGCGAUCUUAUAACGCAUAUAAAUGGCGAACCGGUACAGGGUCUCUAUCACAUUCAAGUCUUGCAGCUGAUGCUUAGCGGCGGUGAUCACGUAACGUUACGUAGCACACCGUUGGAGAAUACCAGCAUCAAGACCGGCGGUAGAAGACGCGAUCUCGCACAAAGCAAAUUGGCGCGCCGAACGCCGCACAAACAACGAAAGCAAAAGCGAGAUCAUUCUGAUAAGAAACGAAAAGCGUCUCUUUUUAAGAGAAUCAGCUCGAAACGGGCGAGCGUAGAGAUGCAGCAGCCGUUAACUAUCAGUUGUCCAUUGUCAGCACCCAUUUUGUCCAGCGACAGCAAACCUCCACUUAUGAUGGCUGCGGGAAUUUGCUCGCCCUCGAUGGUCACACCUAGUCGAUCGUUUCAAUCGUUCACUCGUUCGCAAGAAACGCCGCUGUAUUUCGCCGCUUGCUCAAAAUCCGUCUGCAGCCCGUCACCGCCGACAAAUCGUGCAGCUUCGGAUUCUUAUCACUCCACCGGGAACUCCAGUCCGUGCUCGAGCCCGAAUUCUUCGUCUCCGGGUUCAAACACGUCUGCGGGCAAUCUGGCAAGCAUCUCGAACCAGGCGCAUUAUCAGCGACCUAGCACGCUUCACGGUCUUAAGCAUAAGCUGCACACAGCGGCGAAGAACAUACAUUCGCCGAAUCGCAGAAAGUCCGUGGGUCAUAUACCGUUGUCGCCAUUGGCCAGAACACCGAGCCCGUCGCCGAUUCCUGCCAGUCCAACAAGAAGCCCGAGUCCUUUGGCGUUUCCCACUGGCCAUCAGCCCGGUAGCUCCAACACCACACAGUCGUACAGUCCAGGAGCGUGUUUGUCGACGCCAAAUAGUCAGAAAAAAGGAUACGGUCGUCCGAAAUCCGCGGAACCGGGUUCUCCGUUGCUCCGUCGUGCGCUCAGUCCCGAUCGACUUCAUCCACGUUCGGCGGAGAACAAAACGUCGAUAUCGCCACUGGCGAACACCGUGGUGAAGGUGACGCCGCGCGUGACAAUCGCCCAAUCGUCUCACAACACCAGCGAGACUUUGGACGAUUCAAACGACAGUUUCAAGGAAACCAAUGAGAACGUGAAAGGCGAAAAGAAAAUAUCAAGCGAACAAAAAGCGGAUUAUUCUAAGUUGACUCAUGGUAUAUCUAUUAAUUUAGGAAACGUUGGCAUGUCGAAUUCCUGCGGUGGCACGCAAUUGCCACGAAUAGCCGAAGAGAAGGACUCGCCGACCGGUACCAAGAGCGACGACUAUUCGAAAGAAAUCGGCGCGGAAAAAUGUGACAAACAGUCGUCUGGCAGCAAUCAGUCCGGCGAUGUGAACAAAACUCACGACGAACGUCAAAUUACAGCAGGUAAAAUUUCGCAAUGCAAGAAGAAAGACAACGUUUUCGAUUCUACUGGUGUUCAACAAAAGAGCGCUCAGCAACCACUUAGCGCUGCGAACGUGCAAAAAACUUUGGAUCAGAAGCAUUGCCAGACCAAUGAAAAAUCAACCGCGUCGUUCUCGCACAAGACGCACGUCGAGCAGAAAAGCAUCGGCAAGGGUAACGUUGUGGAAGCUCACGAAGAGAUAAAAAAGAUAUCCAAAAGACACAGGAGCGUCGGUGAUUCAAACGGUGAUUCCAGCGCUCAUUCGAACGCGCAUGAGAUUGGCGCGGCGGCAUCUGUGAAAGAUAAAAAGAAUAAUUAAAAUAUAACAAUCCCACACGCUUUUCGCAAAUAAAUAAAUUUUUGCAGAAGUCUGUCAAGUCUCGCAAGCAGCGGCGGGAGUUGUGUGAAAUCGACGAAAAAAUUGCCCUGUACGUUAAUCAAAUACGAGGAAAUAAAAAGAGCGAGUCCCAUUCCCUUGCAAAGUUUUUUGAGACACUUGACGAUUGUAACGAGAGAUAAGAGACUAAUCAAAAAAACAAAAAGACAAAAAAAAAAACAAAUAAUAAUAAUAACAAAAGAAAAGAAAAGAGGGUCAAAGAAUCGCAGAUUUUGGAUUUAUAAUUUUAUGAAAGUUCUAUAUAUAUUCAGAAGAAAAAAGAAAUCUAUAGGCUUCCGUCACAACAAAAUAAAAAUACCUGAAGAACAAUUUAAAAUAUUUUUCCGAUAAAAAAGUUUUAUUAUAAUCUAUUUCUGUAAAGUAUAAACGCGUUUAUCGUUCAAAAAAAAACCUAUUACCGUGUAAGAAAAAAACUUUCAAACGAGUAUACACAUGCAGAUAAAAAGAAAAAAGAAAAAAAAACAACAUUAUUUUGCUGUUCACAAAAUCCACACAAAGACAGUAAAAAAAAACAAAAAAAAAAAACAAAAAACAGUUACUAAGUUGAAAUCGCAUAUUGAAGUUAUUGUAAACACAGCGUGACGAUUGGAGUGAUUUUAUGCUUCGGGCUACAGUAUUUUACACGAUCUCAUUUAUAUAUCUAAAUGAUGUUAGCACAUCCAUACGUAUGAUCGAUAUAUAGUAUUCAGUAAUUCAUAUACAUCUUACGCAAACCUUAGCGUCAUAUAGGAUGUUUAUUUUUAGAAAGAAUGCGGAGAGAGAGAGAGAGAGAGAGAGAGGGAGAUUGCAAAGAAAUUUAUAAAGCUAUUCUGUUGCGAUGUUUAUUUGCUAUACAAAGAUGAAUUCUCUUGUUGCGCGCGUAAAAAGUAUAUACAUGCAAUAUGUAUUACGUAGUAUAUAUAUAUACAGGGUGUCCGACAAUUACUUUAACA